Argentina anserina (silverweed cinquefoil) is the source of this 991-nucleotide messenger RNA. Its product is annotated as 60S ribosomal protein L7a-2-like. The record is from RefSeq and is a predicted model, not a curated record. Gene Ontology annotation, biological process: ribosome biogenesis; maturation of LSU-rRNA. Gene Ontology annotation, molecular function: RNA binding. Gene Ontology annotation, cellular component: cytosolic large ribosomal subunit. Lineage: Eukaryota; Viridiplantae; Streptophyta; Magnoliopsida; Rosales; Rosaceae. The transcript has 7 exons. Bases 47 to 826 code for a protein of 259 amino acids.
AAACCUUUCACUAGGGUUUUACGGCUUCCGCACAUAUCGAACCGAAAUGGGUCCAAAGAAAGGCGCCAAGCUCCCAGUCGCAGCUUCCAAGAAGAAGCCGGAGAAGGUGGUGAACCCGCUCUUCGAGAAGCGUCCGAAGCAGUUCGGGAUCGGAGGGGCGUUGCCUCCGAAGAGAGAUCUGACCCGGUUCGUCAAAUGGCCCAAGGCUGUUCAGAUUCAGCGGAAGAAGCGCAUCCUCAAGCAGCGCCUCAAGGUCCCUCCUGCUCUCAAUCAGUUCACCAAGACCCUCGACAAGAACCUCGCGACAAGCCUGUUUAAAAUGCUGCUCAAGUACAGGCCGGAAGACAAGGCGGAGAAGAAGGAGCGUCUUUUGAAGAGGGCGGAGGCCGAGUUCCAGGGGAAGACUGUGGAGGCCAAGAAGCCCAUUGUCGUCAAGUAUGGUCUCAACCAUGUCACCUACCUCAUUGAGCAGAACAAGGCCCAGCUGGUGGUUAUUGCUCACGAUGUCGAUCCCAUUGAGCUGGUUGUAUGGCUCCCUGCUUUGUGCAGGAAGAUGGAAAUCCCGUACUGCAUUGUCAAGGGAAAAGCACGUUUGGGAGCGAUUGUUCACCAGAAAACUGCCUCAGUUUUGUGCCUGACGACAGUCAAGAAUGAGGACAAAAUGGAGUUCAGCAAGGUCUUGGAGGCUAUCAAGGCCAACUUCAACGAUAAGUAUGAGGAGUACAGGAAGAAGUGGGGUGGUGGCAUCAUGGGCUCCAAAUCACAGGCCAGGACCAAGGCCAAGGAGAGGCUCCUUGCAAAGGAAGCUGCUCAAAGAAUGAAUUAAUUUUGGUCACGGUGUAGCAGAUAUUUUGUUUAAAUAGAUUUGCAACUGGUUAGACUUUAUGGACAAGUUUUUGCUGUCGGUAUACCAUGUUUUUCUUCAACUAUUUUUGCAUAAAUUUAUGUUCCCCGCUUUCUAUAAUUUGAUGUUUGAAGUUUUUGUUCCGCA